Molecule: messenger RNA, 3673 nt
Organism: Nilaparvata lugens (brown planthopper)
Lineage: Eukaryota; Metazoa; Arthropoda; Insecta; Hemiptera; Delphacidae
Product: 52 kDa repressor of the inhibitor of the protein kinase-like
Exons: 1
Coding region: 248-2134 (628 amino acids)
Molecular function (GO): protein dimerization activity
Source: RefSeq, a predicted model, not a curated record
GGAUUGGCUCGUACUUUCCGAUGUAAAACAAGGGCUGUUCUGUAAAUACUGUCCGUGGUUCACUAAUCGUAAUGAGGGGGGCUACUGCAAGAAUGUUGCUCUAAAAACUCUUGUAACCGAACCUUUGAGAAAUUUCAAAAAAUUAACAGGAUCUGAUGGACACUUGGAAGUCCACUGCAAUACCCAAUAUCAUAAAGAUGCCGUGACAGCAGGGAAAAACUUUCUAAGAGUAUACCACUGCCCGAAAAUGGAAGUAAAUAACCUCAUCAAUGAAGAACGGCUCUCUCAAUCCCAGAAAAAUCGUCAGAAACUUCUUUCUAUAGUUAAAACUGUCAUUUUGCUUGGUAGGCAGAAUAUUCCUAUGAGGGGGCACAGAGACGAUGGGCCACUCAAUUUAGAGAUGAGUGAUACAGUCUCUAAUGAGGGUAACUUUAGAGCUUUGAUUAAAUUUAGAAUUGAUGCUGGGGAUAAAGUUUUGGAGGAUCACAUCAAUACAUCAUCAUCAAGAUCCACUUACAUCAGCAAAUCUACUCAGAAUAAUAUCAUAGAGUGCUGCAAAGCAGAAAUUACUGAUGUUAUUCUGAGUAGAAUUGCGAAAGCUGAGCUUUAUUCGAUUAUGUUUGAUGAAACCAGUGAUAUUUCACAGAGAGCACAGGUGAGUAUUGUACUGCGUUAUGUGCACUUUGAAAAGGAGUUUGAAAUAAGAGAGGACUUCAUCACAUUUAUUGAUGCAUUUGAAGACAUGAAAGAAGCUGAUGAAGAUAAUCUGGGCGACGAAAGAAGUAAUAGUGAGGUCGAAAUGAGUAUUAGUGGUAAGAACCUGGGUGCAAUCAUUUUGAGAAAAAUUGACGAUUUAAAACUUCCUUUUGAUAAGUGUAUAGGGAUUGGAACUGAUGGCUGUAGCGUUAUGCUGUCUGAUAAUGGGGCUGUCAAGGAGAUACAAAAAGUUGCUAAAAAUGCUAUAACAACACCCUGCUAUAACCAUAAGUUGAACAAUAGCAUUUCAAAAUGCUCCAAUAUAAAACUCAUAGAGAAUUCAGUGAGUGUUCUAAAAGAGGUGAUCGCUUUCUUCUCAUUUCCAAAAAGAAAUACAGCAUUGAAAAAUUUUCUUGGGAAGAAAAUGACUCACCUAUGUGAAACCAGGUGGACUGAGAGGCAUGAUGGAGUUCUUCAGUUCACAACCAGUUUACCUGAUAUCCUGGCUUGCCUACAUAAAAUUUCUGAGUGGAAGGAUAAAAAAACCUCAGGCAAAGCAUCCUUAUUGAUAACCGCCUUAUGUGACAGUAAACUAAUAAUUGGUUUAUUUUGCCUUAGUGAUAUCUUGAGUUUAUCUCUGCCAUUGAGUAGAAUACUACAAAAAGAAACACUGGACCUUUGUAAGUCAGCCGAACUUCUAAAUAGCCUUCUAGAGCUGUUGAAUGAGAGAAGGCAAAACAGUAUUGAGUACUUCAAUUGUGUCUACAUGCAAGCCCAAGAAAUCGCCAGGAAAUUGGACGUUGAACUGAAAAUCCCAAGAUUAUGUGGGCGUCAAACUCAACGGUCCAAUCAUCCAUCAGCAACAACAGAAGAGUACUUUAGACUCACUGUGUAUGUUCCAGUACUGGAUAAUAUAAUUCAGGAUCUAAAGACAAGAUUCACAUCUGAUGUCCUUAACGUAUUCCACCUCCCCCUACUGCUUCCAGAGGGAAUUGUAAAUACUAGUGUGCAAGAUAUGCAAAAAUCAAUUGAUCCUAUUAUGAAUAGAUUUGGUUCAAUAAUGAAAGAUAAUCGUGACCUGUCUUCCCUGAAGCUUAAUGCAGAAAUGGCUCAUUGGAGAAACAAAUGGCAGAGAUAUAAUAAGGAAGGGUUGCCAUUACCAACAAACGCUUUGAAUGUCUUGAGAGAAUGCGAAAAAGACAUCUACCCAACGAUCCAUUUUCUAUUGAGAGUUUUGUGUACUUUACCUGUAAGUAACGCAAGCUCAGAAAGAUCUUUCUCAACUCUGCGACUCUUAAAAACUUGGUUGAGGAGUACAAUGUCGGAGAACCGUCUAGUAGGAUUGGCCCUACUUUACAUUCACCCGGAUAUAGUUAUAGAUCCUGAAAAAAUUGUUGAGAGGUUUGCCAAAUCAGGGACCCAUAGAAUAAUUUUAUAAUUUUGCCUAUCCUUGUAAAUAAACAAUUAAUAGAAACUUUGCUACGGUAGUCAAGAAUUCUUUUUAUUAUAUUACUGAUUGCUUUCCUUAUCACAAUUACAUAAAUAAUAACAGUUGUUAUCAUUAGCCUACAGUUUAGUCCUGAUUAUUGAUUUUUUUCUAUUAUAGGCCUAAUAAUUAUUAUUAGAAAUGAUUGCUUCUAUUAAAUUACAAUCUGUAAAUAGAAAUUCACAUAGAACAAUCAAUUUUCAUUCAAAUGAAGAGAAUUAUUGUAAAUAUGAUGGCAGUAUUAAACCUUUCGCAGCAUCACAAGUAUGGUACUGUAUAUAGUCCUAGAGAUUGUCUUCAAGAGAACAGUAUUCACUUUAAUUAUAUUAUUAUUGAUAAUAGUGUAGGAAUAUAUUAUAAUAAUUGUGUUUAACGUCGUCAUAUAGCAUGAUUAUGCAAUAAUGAAUUUUAUGUGUUUAUGAAUUUUCAAUAUUUAUAUAAUUCUUUAAUAGACUUUUGUAAAAAAAAUUUAACCUUCAGAAUGCUUAUUGAAUGAAAGAAUAAUAUUGAAAUUAAGUAAUCACUAUGCCAUAUGUUAUGUCUAAAUAUUCAAAUAGCGUAUAAAAAUGCAUUGUUUUUAUAAGAAUGUUAUGCUAUAAUUUAUAUUGUAUUGUGAAUUGACAAGGUAGUAUCGGAUAAUAGUUCCUUCAUUAUUGAAUAGUACUAAUAAUCCUACCUUCACUGGAAAAAUUGGAUUAAUUUCUUCGCAAUAUAAGCCUGAAUUGAAUUUCCUACAUGCAUCUAGAUUUUUAAACGGAAUAGUUCAUAGAAUGUCAUUGAACUAGAACUGAUUAUAUAUAUUGUAAAAUUAUAAUUACUGUAUACCUAUUGUAAAUAAUAGCCCAUUUAAUAGAUGCAUAUACUAUCUGCUGCUUGACUAAAGCAAGUCUGCAAAACUUAAUGUUCCUGUUUGAAUAAUAAUCCUAUUUCCGCUUCUAAGUUCCUAGAUUGAAGACUCACUAUCAAAGCUUGUAAUUUAAUUCAGGUAAUCGGCUUGCGUUUUGUCAAAUAAUAACAUAUAUCACAAAUGAAUUGUCUUAGCCUAUCAUGAAUACUAUGUUUUUUUAUUUUGAUUUUGAAAGAAGAGUUUGUUAUAGUAGCCUACUGAUUCCGUUGAAUUAAUAAAAUUUUGCAUAUAUUUUUGUCUUCUUUUCUCCUGUUACAUAAUGUCCAUAACGAAAUUGAAUUGUGAAAUUCUGUUGUAAUUUAUUAUUAGUUAAUUAUUGUUUGUUAUCAUGUCACAAAUCAGGAAAUACCGGAGAUAGUCAUUAUAUAUGAAUAUAAAUAUGUGGUAAAAUAUAUAGUGGAAAAUGACUAUAUAUAGUCAUAUAUUUUUAGUAUUUUAAAGUACCUAAGGAAUUUCCCCCCCCCCCAAAAUCCGCUGCUGGAUCCGCCCCUGCUUCUGCAAUCAUUCUAAAUGAUUCAUAAAUCAUUUUCAAUCAUCGAUUAUACAAUGAUUGGAAAAUACUUUCAAGUACUUUACUUCAAUAA